This is a messenger RNA of Microthlaspi erraticum, 2787 nucleotides long. The record is from the annotation of a GenBank genome assembly. Lineage: Eukaryota; Viridiplantae; Streptophyta; Magnoliopsida; Brassicales; Brassicaceae.
AUGGAUCCACCGGUUAAGAACGAAGAUAGUGUCCCGUCUGUAUCUCACUCUCACUUCUCUAUCCCUCUUCCACAAUCUAGCUCGAAUCCUAAUCCAGACCCAAGUUUGAAUCCAUUUCCGAGUUCGAUCUCCAACCCAAGUUUUGAGCAGAUGGUCUCCUUCUCCGCGCCAAAGAAACGACGGAGAGGCAGGUCUCAGCGCUCAGCUUCUUCGUUUCACAUCCUUCCCGUCCCCAACGCCGGUGUCCUUCCCGGUAACAGUAAUUUCGUGCCAUCUUCUUCAGCCUCUUAUUCCGGUAGACUGAACCUACAGGCCAAUGGAUCAAACCAGAAUGUAAAAAAAUAUCCUGGGAUUGGUGAUGAGAUCAUAACGAUCAACAAGGAAGCUACCACUGAAGCUCUGCUAGCUCUCACAGCUGGGUUUCCUGCUGAUUUACUCACCGACGAGGAGAUUGAUUUUGGCGUGGUGCCUGUCAUCGGAGGAAUCGAACAAGUCAAUUACAUCUUGAUUAGAAACCACAUCAUAUCGAAAUGGCGAGAGAACGUAUCGAGCUGGGUCACAAAGGAGAUGUUUCUCGAUUCGAUUCCUAAACAUUGCGCUAGUCUCUUGGAUUCGGCUUAUCAUUACUUGGUUACACACGGAUACAUCAAUUUCGGUAUAUCACAGGCGAUCAAAGACAAGUUUCCAGCUCAGUCAAGCAAGCCUAGCGUGGUUAUAGUUGGUGCUGGAUUAUCCGGUUUGGCUGCAGCAAGGCAGCUGAUGAGGUUUGGGUUUAAAGUCACGGUUUUGGAAGGUAGGAAACGACCCGGUGGACGUGUUUACACGAAGAAGAUGGAAGGCAAUAGAGUAGGCGCUGCAGCGGAUUUAGGAGGAAGUGUUUUGACUGGAACGUUAGGGAAUCCUCUAGGGAUUAUAGCUAGGCAGCUAGGUUCUUCUCUUUAUAAGGUAAGAGAUAAGUGUCCUCUUUAUAAAGUGGAUGGUAAACCGGUUGAUCAAGACCUGGAUAUGAAGGUGGAGGCAGCUUUUAACCGGCUUCUUGACAAGGCAAGUAAGCUUCGGCAGUUGAUGGGUGAUGUUUCCAUGGAUGUAUCCCUUGGUGCAGCACUGGAGACAUUCAGGCAGGCUUUUGGGGACGCGGACGGUGUGGCCACUGAGGAGAUGGGUUUGUUUAACUGGCAUCUUGCUAACUUGGAAUAUGCAAAUGCGGGUUUGGUAUCAAAGCUCUCUCUUGCGUUCUGGGAUCAAGAUGAUCCGUACGAUAUGGGUGGAGAUCAUUGCUUUCUGCCUGGAGGUAAUGGGAGGCUGGUUCAUGCUUUGGCUGAAAAUGUACCGAUCUUGUAUGAGAAGACCGUUCAAACAAUCAGAUAUGGUGCAGAUGGUGUGAAGGUUACUGCUGGAAACCAAGUGUAUGAGGGUGAUAUGGUGCUUUGUACAGUUCCUCUUGGUGUGCUGAAGAACGGAUCCAUCAAAUUUGUGCCUGAAUUGCCACAGAGAAAGCUUGAUUGUAUAAAGAGAUUAGGUUUUGGGCUGUUAAAUAAAGUUGCAAUGCUGUUUCCGUAUGUGUUUUGGAGCACUGAUCUUGAUACCUUUGGACAUCUUACUGAGGAUCCGAACUAUCGAGGCGAAUUCUUUCUCUUCUAUAGCUACGCACCAGUCGCAGGUGGUCCUCUCUUGAUCGCGUUGGUUGCAGGAGAAGCUGCUCAUAAGUUUGAGACAAUGCCACCCACUGACGCUGUGACUCGUGUUCUUCAGAUUCUAAGGGGUAUGUAUGAGCCACAAGGAAUAACAGUCCCUGAUCCAAUUCAAACAGUCUGCACAAGAUGGGGUGGAGAUCCAUUCAGUUUAGGGUCUUACUCAAAUGUUGCAGUGGGAGCUUCAGGUGAUGAUUACGAUAUAUUAGCAGAAAGUGUCGGAGAUGGAAGGCUUUUCUUUGCCGGAGAAGCCACGACAAGGCGGUACCCUGCAACCAUGCAUGGAGCUUUUGUCACUGGUCUACGAGAAGCAGCAAACAUGGCUCAAUCUGCAAGGGCCAGAGUCAUAAGGAAGAGAAUCGAUAGGAACCCAUCAAAGAAUCCUCAUUCUUGUGCUACACUUCUUGCAGAUUUGUUCAGGGACCCUGAUAUGGACUUUGGGAGUUUUUCCAUAAUCUUUAGCCGGAGGAAUCCGGAUCCAAAGUCUCCUGCAAUAUUAAGGGUAACGCUAAGCGAGCCACGUAAGAGGAACGAAGAUCCAAAUCAGCACUCAAACAAGAUACUGUUUCAGCAGCUUCAGUCUCAUUUCAAUCAGCAGCAACAAAUUCAAGUGUAUACGUUAUUGACUAGACAACAGGCACUUGAACUGAGAGAAGUCAGAGGUGGUGAUGAUAAGAGACUUUACCAUCUAUGCGAGACACUUGGAGUGAAACUGGUUGGAAGAAAAGGUCUUGGUACUGGAGCUGAUUCCGUCAUCGCCUCCAUUAAAGCCGAACGAACCGGUCGCAAGCCACCAUCGUCCUCAUCUUCAGGCUCAAAAUCUGGUAUGUUAAAAGUGAAAUCCGGUGCAUUGAAGCGGAAGCUGAUCAGGAGGAUUAAAGGACCUGUGGCGCCGAGUCAAAGUAAUAAUCAUAACAAUGGCAUCUCAGAGACUAUAAAAUCAGAGUCUUUAGGUAAUGGCAAAGCCUCUGAGCAACCUACAAUAGUAGAGUCCAUAGGAAGCAGCAUGCAAGAGGAAAGCAAAUGGUUGGGCACUGGAGUUGCAUCGAGUUCCGUAGGUGGUUCCUUACAAGGAGAGAUGGAGACGAGAACAUAA